AUGUCUCCUUGGCUACACCUUCUCCCUCCACCUCGCGCUCCCCCAGGCCGUCGAAUGCAAACGUUCGGCGGCGCGUUUGUUUUCGGAGAACUAGAGGCAGUCCAGCGGCGUCAUUGUCGUACCGGCCACCUCGGUGCGACGGCGGCGCACAACGUCGUCUUCGCGGUCACCCUGGCCCCGCGAUGCCGCACUCCAGCUCCCUGUGCCUUCCUUCGACCCUCCUCGACCCUCGCAGGCCCGCCGCAGCGAACAAUGGCGCCCCGGUCAUCGCACUGGCCUCCGCCUCGCGCUCCCCCAGGCCGUCGAACGCAAACGUUCGGCGGCGCGGUUGUUUUGGGUGGUCGAAGUGAAGUCCAGUCACGUCGUUGUCGCGCCAGCCACCGCGGUGCAACAACAUCGUGCAGCCCCUUCCUCGCGGUCGCGGAGGCCCCUCGCAACACCUCACCACCUCCCUGUGUCCUCUCCCGACCCUCUUCGAACCGCGCAGGCCCACGGUGGCGAACGACGGCGACGCGGUGGUCGCGUCAGCCACCGCGGUGCGACGAAGGCUCGCAGCCCCAACUACAGCAUUGCCAAGGCCCCGCGAGGCCCCGGGCAGCCUCUCUCCACCUCCCCGCACCCUCCAUCGGCCGUCUUCGACCCGCGCAGGCUCACGGCGGCGAACGACAGCCACGCGGUGCAACGACGGCCGCGCCACAAGUCUGCCAAGGCCCCGGGCAGCCCCCCUCCACUAACCCGCACCCUCCCUCGGCCCUCUUCCACCCGCGCAGGCCCACGGAGACGAACGACAGCGGUGCGGUGGUCGUGUCGGCCACCGCGGUUCAACGACGGCGCGAAGCCCCUGCCACAUGGUCGCCAAAGCCCGCCCUGGGCUCCCCUCGCCCCUCCCCUCGCACCUCACCUCUCCACCCUCCUCGCCCGUUCGCGCGGGCAACUGACACGCGGACGGCGAUGCAGCAUCGCGCGGCCGCUCGAGGUCGACUGGAUGCAGCCCGCCAUCAACCUUGGCGACACCUUCUUCCUCCACCUCGCGCUCCCCCAGGCCGUCGAACGCCACCGUUCGGCGGCACGUUUGCUUUCGGAGGUCGAAGGGUAUUCCAGCCCCUUCGUUGUCGCGCCAGCCACCGCGGUGUGACAGGAGCGCGUUGCCCCCUUCUCGCGGUCGCCGAGGCCCCUCGAAGCCUCAACCCACCCAACUCCACCUCCCUGCACCCUCCGUCGACCGUCUCCUUCGCGCGCAGGCCCACCACGAUGAACGACGGCGCACCGGUCGUCACACCGGCCUCCACCCUCCGCCUCGCGCUCCCCCAGGCCGUCGAACGCAAACGUUCGGCACGUUUAUUCUCGAAGGUCGAAGGGCAUGCCAG
Messenger RNA from Sparassis crispa, 1367 nucleotides. RefSeq lists its product as hypothetical. The record is from RefSeq and is a predicted model, not a curated record. The transcript is spliced from 4 exons. The annotation marks the transcript as partial. NCBI's taxonomy places the organism in Eukaryota, Fungi, Basidiomycota, Agaricomycetes, Polyporales, Sparassidaceae.